AUGGGUAACAAAGGAAGGGUUUCUUUCCAGCUGGUCAAAUUGGAGAAUUCCAACAACAUGUUGGAGGGUCCUUCCUAUCUUGUGUCAAGGGAGUUGCCGAGCUCAUGCGAGCAGGAGAGCAAAUGGAUUUACAAUACUCACCGUGUUAUGGAGCUCUCAAACAAUAAGCGCCCCCUUGCAGACGGGGAAGAACUCACAUUGAGGAAGGCAUGCAAGCUAUCAGAUGCUGUUCUAGGAGGUGAAGCAGUUAUGGAUCUUAAUGGCCUUUCUCUUUCCCCUGCCAAGGACCAGUCAAAUGACCAGCAUCAUGAAGGUGGAAAUUCUGAUUCAAGUUCACUAAUCAACCAACUUGGUCGGGAUAACUCAAUAAGCUGUCUCCUUCGCUGCUCGAGGUCUGAUUAUGGCUCAAUUGCCUCAUUGAAUAAAAACUUCCGCUCUCUAAUUCGGAGUGGGGAGCUGUACACACUGAGGCGGAAAAUGGAUAUUGUUGAACAUUGGGUUUACUUCUCUUGCAACCUCCUUGAAUGGGAGGCAUUUGAUCCCGAUCGCAGACGUUGGAUGCAUUUGCCUAGAAUGACGUCAAAUGAUUGUUUCAUGUGUUCGGACAAGGAGUCGUUGGCCGUUGGUACCGAACUUCUUGUUUUUGGAAAGGAAAUAACGUCCCAUGUUAUUUAUAGAUACAGCAUUUUGACCAACACGUGGUCAUCCGGCACUAAGAUGAAUACACCUAGAUGCUUGUUCGGUUCUGCUAGCCGUGGGGAAAUUGCAAUUCUAGCUGGGGGUUGCGAUCCACGUGGCAAUAUCUUGAACUCUGCUGAGCUGUAUAAUUCAGAAACAGGAACUUGGCUGACUCUUCGAAACAUGAAUAAACCUAGAAAAAUGUGUUCUGGGGUAUUUAUGGAUGGGAAGUUUUAUGUCAUUGGUGGGAUAGGAGUGGGCGAUCCAAAGCAACUAACAAGCGGAGAGGUGUACGAUUUGGAGAAGGGGACCUGGACUGAGAUACCAAACAUGUUCCCUGGACGAAAUGGAGGAGCUGGGGCAGCUGAGGCGCCUGCUGCAGCUGAGGCACCUCCUCUGCUUGCAGUGGUAAAUAACAUAUUGUAUGCUGCAGAUUAUGCAGAAAAGGAGGUGAGGAAAUACGAUAAGGAGAAGAAUGUGUGGGUGGCUGUUGGGAGAUUGCCUGAGCGGGCUGUCUCGAUGAAUGGUUGGGGAUUAGCAUUCCGGGCAUGUGGAGAUCGGUUAAUUGUGAUUGGUGGACCUAGGGUAUUAGGAGGAGGGACAAUUGAACUUAAUUCUUGGGUCCCUGAUGGAAGCUCACCACAAUGGGACCUGCUUGCCAGAAAACCGUCUGGCAGCUUUGUGUAUAAUUGUGCGGUGAUGGGAUGCUAA
Messenger RNA from Prunus armeniaca (apricot), 1389 nucleotides. NCBI's taxonomy places the organism in Eukaryota, Viridiplantae, Streptophyta, Magnoliopsida, Rosales, Rosaceae. The record is from the annotation of a GenBank genome assembly.